Messenger RNA from Corylus avellana, 2151 nucleotides. RefSeq names its product trihelix transcription factor DF1. NCBI's taxonomy places the organism in Eukaryota, Viridiplantae, Streptophyta, Magnoliopsida, Fagales, Betulaceae. The record is from RefSeq and is a predicted model, not a curated record.
AACUGAAGAUUCCAUAGCUAAAGAUAUUAGAGAAAUGAGCUUGAUUUCUCUCUCUUUCUUUUGUUUUUAAAAUUUAUCUUCCUUGUUGAGAUUGACAGACAGAUCCCACCCAAAUAAACUAAUAAAAUCACCCAUAUGCCUAUCUUCAUAAAUCCCGUGAGAAUUCACCUUCUGAUCUUGUGAUAUAUAUAUAUGUUUUUUCUGCUGUAACUGCCUGCUGGGAGCUAGCUAGAGCACCAUGCUGGGGGAUACGGGUGUUUUGGCAAGCUCCGGCGGUGAUGACGCGGCGGCGGCAGCUGGAGCUCUCGAAGUCGAUGAGGAGGCGGGUGUUAUCGGGUCAAAUUCCGGCGAAGAAGAGAAGGGUGGUGACAGGAGUAACUGCGGCGGAAACAGGUGGCCUCGCCCAGAAACGUUGGCGCUCUUGAAGAUACGUUCUGAUAUGGAUGCGGUGUUUCGUGACUCGAGCCUUAAAGGUCCAUUAUGGGAAGAUGUUUCAAGGAAAUUAGCAGAGCUUGGUUAUAGUCGAAGCGCCAAGAAAUGCAAGGAGAAAUUUGAGAAUGUUUACAAGUACCACAAGAGAACCAAAGAAGGCCGAACAGGGAAGGCAGAGGGAAAAACCUACCGGUUCUUCGACCAAUUACAAGCCCUCGAGAACCAACCAGCGGCUCUUCCGCCGCCUAAACCUCAGAUCAUCACUGUUCCAUUGACAACAAACCCUACAACUACAAACAUGUUCCAGAAUGUUGUACUUGUCUCUCCGACAUCAAGCCCUAUAAUUCCUCCGAUACCAGCGAAGAACCCUGCAAUUCCUUCAGCGCAAACAAAUGUGAUUUGGCGAAGCAAUACUACCACGUCUACUAGCCUUUUCUCGAGCACCUCGACCUCGUCUUCAACCGCGUCUGAUCGAGAAUUCAAAGAGCCUUGUAAGAGAUCGUCGAAGAGGAAAUGGAAGGAGUUUUUCCAGCGGCUCGCCAAGGAGGUGAUAGAGAAGCAAGAGGCGCUACAGGAGAAAUUCUUGGAGACGAUAGAGAAACAUGAAAACGAAAGAAUGGUGAAGGAGGAUUGUUGGAGGAUGCAGGAAAUGGCGAGGCUCAAUCGAGAGCAUGAAAUGUUGAUCCAAGAACGAUCCACGGCGGCAGCCAAGGACGCGGCUGUUCUAGCAUUCUUGCAGAAGAUAUCUGGACAACAGCAAACACAAACACAAACACAAACAACAACGUUAAUGUCAUUGCCAAUGGCGCCGCGGCCGCCGUCUCCACUGUCACCUACGAGCUCUUCUAGGUGGCCGAAGGUUGAAGUUCAAGCUUUGAUAAACCUUCGGACAGCUCUUAACCUUAAGUAUCAAGAAAAUGGGCCAAAAGGGCCUCUUUGGGAGGAGAUAUCCGCCGGCAUGCGGAGGAUCGGAUACAAUCGGAGCGCUAAGAGAUGCAAGGAGAAAUGGGAGAACAUUAACAAGUACUUCAAGAAGGUGAAGGGUAGCAACAUUAAACGCCCCGAGGAUUCCAAGACAUGUCCAUACUUCCACCAGCUGGAUGCCCUAUACAAAGAGAAGAACAAGAAUAUUCAUGAUAGUGUGAAGAAGCCCAAUAUUAAUAGCCUAAUGGAGCCAUUGAUGGUCCAGCCAGAGCAGCAGUGGCCUCUACAAGAAGAUAUUCUUGAUCACAAGGAGAUUAAUGUGGAACAAAAUGAUCAAGAAGAAGAAGAAGAAGAAAACGAUGGAGAUAGUACUGAGGAAGAAGAAGAUGAUGGCGGUGGUUAUGAGAUGGUACUAAACAAACCUUCUGAUUCAAUGGAAAAUAUUAUUGCUAAAUGACACAGGACAGGGAAGCUGGUUGAAAAAAAAAAAAAAAAAAAAAACAGUCCUAAACGGUGAAGGAAUGUGAAAGAGAAAUUAUUCCCUCAGAGUUCAAUUUUCAAUGAUUGCCCAAAAAGAAAAUGCUGGGUGCAGCAUGGUGUCCUAUGACCCAUUUUCAGAUUUGGGUCUGAUUUGCAGAUGGCAGCACCCAGCAGGAGUACUUUGAAUUUGCACAAUACACAUGGGGUGUAGUCUAGCUAGUGGGAUCCUUUCUUAGGUGUUUUAUUUUUAUUAUUUUUAUUGUUUUCCAAAUUAAAUAAAUCAUUGAUCUGUAAUUUUAUAUCCGUUUAGGGAUC